UUUUGAUUUCAUUUUCUAUCUACUAUCAAGGUUGACUAACGGGAAGAUGCAAUUGUCUCUCUCUUCUUAAAACUGUGGACAUGCUUCAUCACUUUAAAAGAUGAAUGGCUGCAGGAAAGGUAUCUUCUGGACCUUAAUCAUUCAGGAAGAUGUUGCCGGGCGGCUGUUUCUCGAGCCUCCGCAGCACUCAGGGAACCAGGGCGUUCUUCUACUUGCACCAUAACGUCAAGCGGCCGCAUCUACAUCCACAUCAUGGAUACCUGGCCUCCUCCCCUACAAGGGGCGAUUACCCUCGUUUCUACGGGCUACUUCGAACUAUCCUAUCCAAGCAUGCCUCAAGUAUUACGGAUUCAAUCCGCCCAGUUUUACCCGGUCGCAUCCCGCGAGCCACCUCUCCGCAGAGCACGAACAAUUCAUCGGAUACAAUCGUGCGACGCAUAGAUUACUACACUUCCCAAACAAAUGCUGCUGAAAACGUAGUAAUCGUGGACGAGGAUACCUGUGAACCUCCAGAGGCCACAACGCGAACACAGCGUGAAGCAACUAGUGCCCCCGAAAACCAAAUCGGCGACCAAGUGCGCCUGCUCAUGCGCCGUGUCCCGCACCCCGUCGCAAUAAUCACAUCCACCGACCCGAAAGCGCCCACAGCACAGACUGCCUUUCGGGGCAUGACAGUCUCCUCCUUCAACACAGUAACGCUCUACCCGGAAAGCAUCGUCUCAUUCAAUGUGAAACUCCCCUCCGAAACGUUCAACGCCAUCCACGCUUCGUCCCGUUUCCUCGUCCACCUGCUGGCGCCCACGGAUGCAACUGCGCGGCUGGCCAGGGACUUCUCCCGAGGAAAUGCAAAUGUCAUGCUUGCUGAUGAGAGGGAACGGUUUUUCAAAUUUGUCCCGAUGAGCGGGGGCCAUGAGGGUGGGUGGGCGCGGUCAUCGAUUACGAAGGGGGAACCGCCCCGUCUUGCUCUGAUAGGCCAUGCAGCGGAGAUGGGCGGCAAAUCCUCCUUUACCACGGAAAAGGCACGAGCAGAUGCAAGCGGUAUCACUACACCUAUCACGAGUGCAGAUUAUUUCCCAUUCAUCUUCGAAUGCCAAUAUCUCCCGCGGAGCGUCAAAGUAGGAAACCACGUCAUUAUACUGGGGCGGGUAGUGAACAUCAUUCGCCAAGAGGCAGCUGGUGCAUCCGAUCCUGUAGAGGCACAUAGUCCGGAGCAUUUAUGCUUGACCUACGCUGAUACGCGGUUCUGGAAAAUUGGAGAGAAUAUCUCGGUGGGCUGAGAUUGGGGGGUCAGUUUUGGGGACUUGGCGUCCUUUAUACAACACAAUAUAAUACAUAUCACUAACUGCUGCUUUAAUAAAUAUGGGGUAGAAACGGAGGUUCACAUUGAGCUGCGUGCUUUCUAGGUGUUUGUUGUAGAUGGAUUUUUUGAUAUAUGUAUACAUAUAUCCGUCAGGCGUUUACUCUAGUGAUUAUUUUCACUCUCCUUCGCUUCACUCAUCCCAAUAGAAUAAAUAAAAUUUUAUACUAAAGUACUCCUCCCAUUCAGGGACUCUACAUGCUUACGUUGAAGGAUCGAACAAGGCCCCAGAGAAAGCAUAGACUUUACCUCUUAAUAUCCCUUUUCGGCGUAUGGAAGGAAGCCGUGUGUGGGGUUGGGUGCCUCCAUUUAACACAUUAGGCAGGGUGUUCUACGAAAUCAUAAUCACGUCAUGAGAAUGAAAAAAGUGGAAAAAAAUGCAAAAUACGAAAGAAAGGAAGAAGGAAUGAAAGGAAAGGAAAAAGUAAAGCCAUACAACUGAACGAUGGAAUGAUGGGUUUAAAUAUAUUCGCUCAAGAUGUCUGAUGCCUAAAUAGUUCUUUGUGGGAUUCAAAAAAAAGGAUUUUGUGCGCAGAAAACUCUUUUAAUUUUACCUACUCUUGUC
Blastomyces dermatitidis ER-3 is the source of this 1922-nucleotide messenger RNA. RefSeq names its product oxidoreductase. The transcript has a single exon. NCBI's taxonomy places the organism in Eukaryota, Fungi, Ascomycota, Eurotiomycetes, Onygenales, Ajellomycetaceae. The record is from RefSeq and is a predicted model, not a curated record. Bases 150 to 1277 code for a protein of 375 amino acids. Gene Ontology annotation, molecular function: riboflavin reductase (NADPH) activity; FMN binding.